UCUGCAGUGCUGAUCUCUCCUGCUUCUCAGCCCAAACGAUGCAUAGGUAUCCAGGAUUUAAUAUGCAUUAAAAAGAAGAUGCAAAAUGAAAACAUCAUGUUCUAAGUGCUUUUUCAGCCAAACUUGGAACUAAAGAAAUUCGGUUUCUCUAGACCCGUGGUCCAAAGCAUUUGCUAUGGCACGUGCUGGAGUCAUUCCUGUCAUGCUGAUACUAAGUUUUUCCCAGCGUAAGGCACUGUUUUCCACUAGCCUGGCAAGUGAACAACCAGAUGUAGUGGAUACGCUUGGGCUACAUAGUGUUCUGUGGAUUACCAAGCAUGAGUCGAGACUUAUUCUGUUCUGGAACAAUAACCUAACAAAAGAAGAAACUGAGAAUUACACUGUGAAAUAUAUUUUGAGUUAUAAAUUCUUCAAUACCACUCAUGAAAGGAAAGAAAGACUGCAGGAGAAGAAAAAGCUAAUACGUCUUGAGUUACAUUCUGGUUUUAAUGCUAAAGUUAAAACGCAGCUUUUUGCAAAAGAAACAGGAGAUGUAAUUAAGGAGAGUAGCUGGACAGAAUUUACUUACAAGGCACCUCCAGUAUAUAUUCAGAACCUGUCAUGCAUCAUAUAUAACAUUUCUUUUUUCAAUUGCACCUGGCAUAUUAAAGCAGAAGCUCCUGAAGAUAUCCAGAUCUUUUUUUCAUACAGACAUGUAGGAAAAGAUUUUGACUGCCAGCAAUAUAUAAAAAAUGCAAGGAAGAAAAAUACUGGAUGCCAUAUGAAAGAGAUAGAUUUCCAACCAUCAAGAAAAAUUAAUUUAAACAUAACUGUAAGAGAUCUGAGAAACAAUUCAAGAAGAUUGUCUUAUUACAAAGCUUUUACACCUCAAAAAAUAGAGAAACUGAAUCCACCGAUCAACGUCUCAGUUUCCCUUGAAAACAGAAGUAUUAAAAUUCACUGGAAACCCCCGCCUACUAUUGGUUCUGCAAAUAGCAAGUGCUUUUUGUAUCAAGUGAAAAUAACAGAUCGUAAGAUUGUAGAUGUCACUGCAGAGAAAUAUGAGUAUCCAUUUCAUAAGCCAGCAAAAAAAUGCACGGCACAAGUGAGGGUAAAGAAAGAGAUAUGUAUAAGAAACAAGGUUUGGAGUGAAUGGAGUGAACCAGUGUUUAUUCACGAUGGAAAGACACUGGAUGUCACGUUGCUAAGUCUCACCUUGUUUUGUCUCCUGAUUUUCCUUGGAGGUUUGCUGAUAUGUGCAUGUAGAAGGUACAGAUGCCUGGAAGUUAUAACCGUGCCUGUUCCACAUCCUUCAGAUAAUAUCAAAACUUGGUUAGCUGUAAAUGAGACUCACCACCAGUCAUCUUCUCAGAAAAUAAAAGCCCAAGAGCUCCAGAACUGGACUGAAGCCAAGUCUCUUAUUCUCAAGAUUCAAAAAACAAAUGUCAAUGCAAAUGGAGAUGCACUCUGAGGUUACUUUGGGAAUACCAGAAGAGAAUGGAGACAAGAAUGUUCAACAACAGAGAUGUUUGAAGGAACCUGGAUUAGAAGACCUAUAGGCACAGUACACUUCUUUUAUCUGUAUGCAAGAGUUAUCUUUCUGUGAGAUGGACAAUAUUCUGACAGAUUUAAGAACAGCUGAUACUGGAGUUUGACUGAGUCCAAUAAUUUGAAGUAUUUUGAGCUCUGACAUUGUGUAACUCUUAAAAUGAGCUUUGGAUCACAAAGGCAAAGCAAUACCUUGCAGUUUGUCUCUAACUACUACUGAUCUUCAGCCAGUAAAAUUGCAGCACCUCAGACAAUAUGAUCGGAUAUUGAGGUCCACUUGGGUUAAAAUGGAAUUAGAGCUAGUGUUUCAUAAUGCUGCAAUAGCUUCCAAGUACUGACUGAUAUAUCAAUGCCUUUGAAGACUGGAUAUUCAUACAAAUCACAUACUAGCUAUUCAACAUCUGAUUUUUCAUGAGAAAUGGUGGAAGCAGUGAAUGUUUCUGGAACAGCAGCAGAAGCUCACAAGGGCUCGCUAAAGCUCAAAAAAAACCCCAACCCAAAACCCAAACACCUUCUGAGGCAUUGCAUUGUGUAAGCAGACAUCAACCAGAAAGAAGAGUCAUGUGUGAAGGCAUAAGGUCUUUCCAUAUGAUGGACUUAUUCCUUUGAAGUGAGUAAAAGGAGAAAACUUUAGACAAGGUAAAGAAAACAAAAUUUUUGACAGUAUUGUGAUUGUUUAAAUAAGUGUAACUCAGAGAAUUUAAAGUCCAGAACUGACCAACUAUUGCUAUUUAUUUUUCUCUGUGCUUUUAAAGAAAACUUUCUCUCAAUUUCCAUGAGGUGGUGAGCCAUGCCAGUUCAUUUUGAGGUACACAAUCAGGACAGACUAUCUUAACUCUUAGUUAAGACAGUAUUUAAUUGACUACAAGAGAAGGAAAAUAGGGCCUUGAUUUUGCAAGGAGGAUGUUUCCGUAGACUUUUUUUGUAGGCAGGAAAUACAAAUAAAUGAUGGAACUGAUUUUCUGGAAGGCUUGGAAGCUACCUAAAAAACUCUUGCUUUCAUUUCUGGUAAAUUUUCUCCAUGUUCAAAAUAAUAUUGAAGGAAAUAUUUGAUUACACUUGAAAUAAUAACA
This is a messenger RNA of Grus americana (Whooping crane), 2600 nucleotides long. RefSeq names its product interleukin-5 receptor subunit alpha-like. Gene Ontology annotation, biological process: cytokine-mediated signaling pathway. Gene Ontology annotation, cellular component: external side of plasma membrane. Gene Ontology annotation, molecular function: protein binding; cytokine receptor activity. Lineage: Eukaryota; Metazoa; Chordata; Aves; Gruiformes; Gruidae. The record is from RefSeq and is a predicted model, not a curated record. The transcript has 12 exons. Bases 176 to 1450 code for a protein of 424 amino acids.